GUUUCCCCAAAUAAAAUACUAUCAUGAGAGAGACACAGAGGAGAGCUAUCAGCGAGACAUAUAGGAGAGCUAUCGGCAGACGCAGAGAAAAACGACGGAGAGACGCAAAAGAGAUUUUCGAUCGGCGUUUUUCAAAUCUGGGAGAGCUACAAAGAGACUUCCAACUGCAGCAAUUGUAGAGGAUGAGCUCUAGAUUUGGGGGCGAGUUACUGUAGACUAAGAUAGGAGAGGAAGAAGAAGUAUGUCAGCAGCCACGCCGUCGUCAUCUCACCCUAAUUGUGCCAUCUUCGUCGCAAUCGAAGCUUCACAGAGGUGGAGCUACAGAUCCGUCGUCUCCAAGGUCACUUCUAUCACCACAGCCACAUCGUCGUCACCUCACCGUCUGAAUCGGAGCCUCUACGCAGGUCAUGUCUGAUUGUGGAGGUCGAAGCUCGCGAGCAGAAGUUCGGAGAUGGAGGGGAAUCAGUUCGGCUAUGGAGGAUGGAAGGGUGGUAGGCCAUAGGUGAAUGGGAUGCAUAAGAAAGAGAAGGACGGGUUGAAAACCAACAGGAAGAAUGAGGCGUUAGAACAAGAAUGUAGAUCUAGUCACUUUUUUGUCGAGAUAUAAAAAUGAACAUGUUUUUGUAUUUCACAAAAUUAUAGGUAAUAUAUGUGUCCUUAUUCCAUAUUGUAUUUUGUUAAAUAAAAUCGGUAACAAAAUACAUGUAUCAAAAAUAUGACUAAAGAAAAACUAAAUGGCGGGAAUAUCAUCAAUUGAGCUUUAAAAUAACUCAUGAUUUUGAUUGUUACCAGAUGAGCUCCUCAUAGACAUUAUUACCAACAACAUUUAUCAAAAUAAAGAUGAGUCUGAAAAUGAGAUUAACCUAUACAUUAUAAGGAUGUUUUUUUUAUAUAUAGUAUAUAUUAUAAAAAAUUACAAUGUACCUAGUCCAAAAAUUAUUUUGGUCGCACGUUAACACCAAAAGCCCCAAACCGUUCUUCAUGAAGCCCGCAAGCUGUAGACUUCCGAUGCUGCCAGUCUCUCACUCGCCUCACCAGACUCCUCACCCCCCUUUGUCGUUACCGUCUUGCUGGGUCAAAGGUCGAGCGGGGGUCUUUGGCCCUCCAUUGAUGUUGAUGCAUUGCGGUUGAUCGACCAAUGCUUUGCCUUUUUAAUAUAGUAGAAAACUUUGGUCCAUCUUUUAGGAGAUCCGAGUUGUAUAGACUUUUAAUGCAAUACUAUUUUUACCAUAACUGUGACGUUUUUAAGCGGGAAUUUGAUCAUUUUUCUACCUUGCUCUGUAUAUAGAUUAUAGAUAGAUGUUUAUUGGCGACUAGGCUCAAACACCAAUAGCCAAACAUAGCCAAUAUACUCCCUCCGUCCCUAUAUAAAAGUAUCCAUUCGUUUUCCACACAUUUUAAGAAAGUGGGUUUGGUUGGUACUGUUUGACACUAUUUGGAUAUAGUUUGACACUGUUUUGCACUAUUUUGCACUAUUUUGUUUGUCAAAAAAGAAAAAGGAACUUUUAUUUAGGAACGGUUCAAAAAGGAAACAUAUGCUUUUAUUUAGGGAAGGAGAGACUAUCACUUUUGCUCAAUUCCAUUUUAAAACAAUUGACAUGGGGCUGAAGUUGAAGAAUUCUAAAUUCGCAUGGGAAUGACGGGAUGAAGCAAAAGCAUGAUGCAUUAAACGGGUCAAUCUGGACCCAAACUCCAAACUGAGAACCACCCGACACCGACUAUUGACUUUUCCGGGUGACCCAUACAUAUGAUCCGCUAGACCAGAAAUGCCCAGAAAAGGCAACAAUCCAAACCCGCGUGGCCCCACUUUCCUUUCGGUUUAAUUCGUUUCCGUUGAUUCUCUCGCCGAUCGCACGUUAACUCCUUUCCCCACCGCUUGCACGCGCCACCGUUACCGCGAACCUCCGCCGGAAGAUGGGAAUUUCAUGGAGUAAACGACAGCAGCAGCAUCCGCAGCAGCAACUUCCACCGCCGUCUCUCUCGCAACUUCCGCCGCCGUCUCUCUCGCAACUUCCACCGCCAGAGCAACCUCCAUCUUCAUCCAGUCCUCCUCCGCCCCUCCCUCCGCCUCAGCCGGCACUACCGUGCGUUGUUUUCGGAGCUAGUUCACCCUAUCCUGCUCCCUCCCAGAACCCUUAUUCCUCGAUCCCCGAUCCUUACACGCGUCAGUCCACAGGUCCCUUCAAUCAUGGCUACAAUCAAACCAACCGACCUUUUAUUUACCAUAGCAAUUACCACCCCCCCUAUUACCCACCACAAGCUCAUGGAUGGUAUGGGUCCCGGCCCCCUCCGCCACCGCCUCCGCCCUUACCGGCAGUUCCCUAUGUAGAUCACCAGAACACAAAGAAGAUCAAGAAUGACGUAAAUGUGCACAAAGAUACUAUAAAGCUAGAAGUUGAUAUGCUCAAUAAGGAUUGCCAUUUGGUGUCUUUUAUUUUCGAUGCAAUGGUGGAUGGAAGCAUUUCAAUUUUAUACUUUGGUAAGGAAGGGACCAACUGUAAAUAUACUCCAGUGUACACAGAGAUAAAACCAGUGAGAGUACCUUUCCAGAAAGGAUUGGGCCAAAAGUUUUGCCAGCCUGCGGGAAGUGGCAUUGAUUUGGGCUUCUUUGACAUAAAUGACCUAUCGAGACCCCUACCUGGAGAAAAUGCUUUCCCACUUGUUAUAUUAGCAGAGUCAUGUCUGCCAUCAACAUCGGUUGAGGAACAUGCUCUCGAUGAGCUACAGUCCAAUAAUUUUAUGCAUGCUCAAAUCACAGAGGCUGUUAUAGAGAGGCACAGCGAUGAUAAUUUUCAAGUGAAAGUUGUGAAGCAGAUAUUGUGGGUUGAGGGGGUCCGUUAUGAGCUGCGUGAAAUUUUUGGGAUUGGCAAACCGAAUGAGGCAGCCAUAAAUGAUGACUCGGGAAAAGAAUGUGUCAUUUGCAUGACUGAACCAAAGGAUACAGCAGUUUUGCCUUGUAGACAUAUGUGUCUGUGCAGUGAAUGCGCCAAGACUUUAAGACUUCAAUCAAACAAGUGUCCAAUAUGCCGUCAAACCAUUGAAGAGCUUCUGGAGAUUAAGGUUAAUGAAGGUUCAUAGGCAUCACCAAAAGCUUGGAUAUGGCAAGGCAACAUGUAUACCUGUCCGUGGAAGAUUAAUAAUCAUUGCCGCUUCCAGAAUAGUUUUGUAACAACGUUCCCUAAUCAAAGUAAUCAGUGACUAUAUUCACUACGUGGUGUUGUAUAUAAUAUGUGAAUUGGUACAGUUAUAAUUGUUUUUCAAUUAUUUGAUCUUAUCUUCAUCUAUUUGGGGCAUUUUCAUUCUUAUUAAUGCUCUCUCUUCCUGUCAAUUAAUCGUCUGCA
Cuscuta europaea is the source of this 3341-nucleotide messenger RNA. The record is from the annotation of a GenBank genome assembly. Lineage: Eukaryota; Viridiplantae; Streptophyta; Magnoliopsida; Solanales; Convolvulaceae.